This is a messenger RNA of Lotus japonicus, 366 nucleotides long. RefSeq lists its product as uncharacterized. NCBI's taxonomy places the organism in Eukaryota, Viridiplantae, Streptophyta, Magnoliopsida, Fabales, Fabaceae. The coding region runs from base 1 to 366 and encodes 121 amino acids. The transcript has a single exon. The record is from RefSeq and is a predicted model, not a curated record.
AUGGAUCCAAACAAUAUGGCCGAAUGGGACAUUUACGACGUUGUCAUUGACGAACUUAUCAAUGACACCACUAUAGAAGAUAUGAUGCAGGAGGAGAUGGAGUUUUAUCAACAACAUGCGAACACUGUUAGGCCCAAGCGAACAAGAAAAGUGAUAGAGAGAGAUCGUGAAGCUGGGCACGAGCGGUUGUGGAUGGACUACUUCUCUGAAAAUCCUGUAUACCCGGAGGAGCUUUUCCGGCGAAGGUUUCGAAUGCGAAAGGAUGUGUUCCUCAGAGUUGUAGACGCCCUUGGGUCUCAUAACCCGUAUUUUCUACAGUCUGUUGAUGCAAUUGGAAGACAAAGUUUGACACCAUUACAAAAGUGA